GACUACACCUCCCGGCGGUCCCCGCGCUCCGCUUCCCGCCGCUUCCCGCCCGCCAUGGCGCGGUUCGAACCCGCGGCGCUGCCCGAGCUGCUCCCGGUCUUCUACCGGCGCCUCUUCCCGCACGGAGCCUACGGCCGCUGGCUCGGCUACGGCGGCGUGGUGAAGAACUACUUCCAGCUGCGGGAGUUCUCCUUCACGCUGCGGGACGAUGUCUACGUGCGCUUCCAGUCCUUCGGCAGCCCCCAGGAGCUGGAGCGGGAGCUGCAGAAAACCAACCCCUACAAGAUCGACAUCGGCGCCGUUUACUCCCACCGGCCCAACCAGCACAACACGGUGCACCUGGGAGCCUUCCAGCCGCAGGAGAAGGAGCUGGUCUUUGAUAUCGACAUGACGGACUACGACGACGUCCGGACGUGCUGCAGCUCCGCCGAUAUCUGCUCCAAGUGCUGGACCCUGAUGACCAUCGCCGUCCGCAUCAUCGACCGUGCACUCGUGGAGGACCUGGGGCUGAAGCAUCGCCUGUGGGUGUACUCGGGCCGGAGGGGUGUCCACUGCUGGGUGUGCGAUGAUGCCGUGCGCAAGUGGUCCCCAGCGCUGCGGGCGGCCACUGUGGAGUACCUGACCCUGGUGAAGGGUGGAGCAGAGACCGUGAAGAAGGUGAAUCUGUCCGAGCCCAUCCACCCCUUCAUCAGGCGCUCGGUCGCUGUGGUGGAGAAGUACUUUGAGAGCUACGCACUGGUGGGGCAGGAUAUCCUGGGCAGCCCGGAGAGCUGGGACAAGGUGCUGGCCCUCAUCCCGGAGGAUAUCCGCGAGGCGCUGCGGGCUGAGUUCCCCAAGAAGCGGGACUCGGUGCAGCGCUGGGAGCUGCUCAAGGGCCACAUGGAGCGGACACGGAAGCAGGCAGCGGCCGGGAAGGGCACCUCGUGCUUCGCGGACUGGGAGGUGAUGCUGCAGUUCUGCUUCCCCCGCCUCGACAUCAACGUCAGCAAAGGGGUCGGGCACCUCCUGAAGAGCCCCUUCAGCGUCCACCCCAAAACAGGUCGCAUUUCGGUACCCCUGGACCUGCAGAAGCUCGACCAGUUCGACCCCUUCACCGUCCCCACCAUCAGCUCCCUGUGCCACGAGCUGGAUGCGGCCGGUGCCGACGGGGAGCAGGAGGAUGGAGCGGAGACAGAGCCCAAGCGGCGCGCGCGGGACUACAAGAGGACGAGCCUGGCGCCUUACGUGCGGCUCUUCGAGCACUUCGUGGAGGACAUGGAGCGAGCGCGGAGGGGGGAGAUGCGGAGGAGGAGCGACCUGCAAGGAGACUUCUGAGGCCUCUGCCAUCCUCCCCUCCGGUGCCCGGAG
Molecule: messenger RNA, 1347 nt
Organism: Pezoporus flaviventris
Lineage: Eukaryota; Metazoa; Chordata; Aves; Psittaciformes; Psittacidae
Gene: PRIM1
Product: DNA primase subunit 1
Exons: 13
Coding region: 55-1314 (419 amino acids)
Biological process (GO): DNA replication, synthesis of primer
Cellular component (GO): alpha DNA polymerase:primase complex
Source: RefSeq, a predicted model, not a curated record